CACAUUGUGAUAUCUGUGGUAGGCUAUAUUAUAUAGUGCAGGACUAUAUCUAUUCUUACAGUGUAUGUAAUAUGUUGGCAAUGGAUAUCGUAUGAAUAAAUCCUAUUGGCCAAGGGAUGACGCUCCCCCCUCCUUGUCCUACCACCACCUCUAAAUACCUCAGUCAUGAACCGUAACCUCGAUACUCCGGUCCAGUGUGUUAUUCCCACGGCCGUUAUUAUAUACUAAAAGUAGUUUCAUUCACCCAGUUCCCGUUGAGUAGUACAAGAUAGUACAAAGUGGCGACGAGACAAUCGGAGUGUUUAGUGGUCAGUUCGGCAGUUAAUGUUACAAUUGCGAUCUGCACCGUGUAAGCGUCGGUCGGGUUAGCGACCGCAUGCAUCUCAAUGGCGUCAGUAAACAAAGUGAGUGCUUCAGCCUAGGAGGAAGGGAAGUGAAUGUACGAAUUCGAUAUUAGUUCGUUAUUCAGUGACAUUGCACCAAGAAAAAUGACGGGAAUUAUUGGUAGCGUGAGUGAGUUCGACUCUAAUGAAGAAACGUGGGACUCGUACAUAGAGAGGUUUGAACUAUUUUUAAGUUGUAAUGAUAUCGAUCAUUCUAAGAAAGUGAGUACCUUGCUGACAGUGGUAGGAGUAAAAACGUUCAAGCUAUUACGGGAUUUGUGUACACCCGAUAAGCCUUCUACAAAAUCGUACGAUGAUUUAGUGAAGCUAAUUAAGGACCAUUUAUAUCCGACUCCAUCUUUUGUAUGUGAAAGAUAUAAGUUCAGUUUACGUAACCAACAUGACGGUGAAAGUAUAGAUCAGUACAUUGCUCAAUUAAAAAACUUAUCUAAAUACUGUGAGUUCGGUGCUAGUCUAAAUGACUAUUUGAGAGAUCGUCUUAUUUGUGGAAUCCGUUCAGAAUCUACUAAACAAAGACUUUUGUCAGAAGCUAAUUUGACCUUCGACAAGGCUGUUCAACUGACAUCGCAGAUUGAGAUGGCAGAGAAAAGCGCGGCAACGUUGGCGUCAGGCAGCCAUGACACGCCAGCCGUCUCCGUUCGCAGCGUCCAUCGGCUAGCAACGUCAUCGGCUAGGCGUCACUACAACGGACGUGAGUCAGCGCCGAGCGGGAGAGACAACGCUUCGCGCCACCACACCAACGCUUCGCGUCACCACGCCACGCCGAGUACCACACACGCACAUCAGUCCAGCAGCACUAUUGUAGUGAAGUGUAACUGUUGUGGCGCCGUAGGUCACUUCAGUAAGCAGUGUAAAUAUUACGGUUGUGUUUGCCAUAAAUGCGGCAAAACAAAUCAUUUAAAGAAGGUAUGCCGAUCUCAGGCUAGGGUGACAGAUCAAACAGCUGAGGUAAUAACAGCUGAGAGCCAGCAGACAGCGCGCUCUGACUGUGCAGACGACAAUCCAGUAGGCAGUAACCGCACAGCUGAUGCGCCGCGGCAUUCUAUUUCUGUCCGCCCCAGUACAGCUAUGUCACCCAACGCUUCUCAUACUCACACUACCUACACCAGUCCUAUUACUCAGCGUUCACCACUUGCUCGUUCCACUCCUGUUCGCAGAUCAAAGCGGUCGCAGAGGAGAUAUUUUGGACACAGACGAUAUAGAUGACCAGGUAGUGUUCAACAUUGAUAACUCCGGGCGUGGAUCUGGGCGGUGUGGGUGAACUGGACUGUGAGAUGAUCUUGCGGGAGUGACGUCAGGAAUACAACCCGCAGCGUCCGACAAGGUCAGUCCCUACCGUGCAUCAGUCGGACUGCUACUAGGAUGAUUGAAGAAUCGGAUCAACACCAUAACACUUAUCAUGAGAAACUCCACUGUACAUAACAGUGUGCCCAAUGUAUAUUGUAGUAAUGAUUAAAUAAAUAUUUCAAGAUGCUUACGA
This is a messenger RNA of Homalodisca vitripennis (glassy-winged sharpshooter), 1884 nucleotides long. RefSeq lists its product as uncharacterized. The transcript has 4 exons. The coding region runs from base 438 to 1610 and encodes 390 amino acids. Lineage: Eukaryota; Metazoa; Arthropoda; Insecta; Hemiptera; Cicadellidae. Gene Ontology annotation, molecular function: zinc ion binding; nucleic acid binding. The record is from RefSeq and is a predicted model, not a curated record.